Molecule: messenger RNA, 387 nt
Organism: Paramecium primaurelia
Lineage: Eukaryota; Ciliophora; Oligohymenophorea; Peniculida; Parameciidae
Source: the annotation of a GenBank genome assembly
AUGGAUUAAAAUAUAUUUGAUUCCUUUGGAGGGGAUGGUUAAAUUUCAGAUCUUAUUGAUUAGUUUUAUUAUAAGGUCUUGUUUGAUCAAACUUUAAGAGGAAAAUUUUUAAAAGCUGAUAUGACAAGAGUGAGACUUUAAUAAAAAACAUUUUUUGCUUAAAUGUUUGGCUGUCCUCACACCAAAUACACUGGAAAGUAAUUUUGAAUAUCAACUAAAAGAGAUUUAAUUGAAGUUCAUAAGAAUUUGAAUAUCACUAAUUAAUAAUUUGACAGAUUCUUACAUCAUCUAAAAUGCAUAUUAAGUGAUAUGAACAAACCAGCAGAAUUGAUAGAUCAAAUUAUAAAGAAAGUUGAUAGUCAUAGAAAACUGAUAGUGUUUGAAUGA